This is a messenger RNA of Gossypium raimondii (Peruvian cotton), 1275 nucleotides long. Its product is annotated as ras-related protein RABA3. The transcript is spliced from 2 exons. NCBI's taxonomy places the organism in Eukaryota, Viridiplantae, Streptophyta, Magnoliopsida, Malvales, Malvaceae. Gene Ontology annotation, molecular function: GTPase activity; GTP binding. Bases 250 to 960 code for a protein of 236 amino acids. The record is from RefSeq and is a predicted model, not a curated record. Gene Ontology annotation, cellular component: endosome.
CUUUCUUUUUUAUCAGUGAGUGGUGUGACUACAACCCUUGCAUACCAGUCUUGUCUGAUACAUCUUUUGCCCUUCCUCUGUCUCUUUACUUACUCCCACUGACCCUCCAUCACUAGAGGCCAAGAACAAUGCCAAAUUGAAGCUUCCUAUUUAAUUAUAAACACUAGCAUCACUAGCAAGAGAAGGGGUCUGUGUCAGUUUUUUUGUUGGCUGUAGUGGUUGAUAGGUAGUAAGAAGUGAGGAGUGAAAAUGAAUGAAGAGAUGAAUGGUGUUGAGGUCGAGAAUCAUCAAGAACAUGCGCCUGAGAAAAUAGAUUACGUGUUCAAAGUGGUGGUGAUCGGUGACUCGGCGGUUGGCAAGACUCAGAUUCUGUCCAGGUUUACCAAGAACGAGUUUUGCUUUGAUUCCAAGUCCACCAUUGGGGUUGAGUUCCAGACCAGGACGGUUACCAUUAAGAACAAAGUCAUCAAAGCACAGAUCUGGGAUACCGCUGGCCAAGAAAGGUACCGAGCAGUUACAAGUGCGUAUUAUAGAGGUGCCUUGGGGGCAAUGCUAGUGUACGACAUCACCAAGCGGCAGAGCUUCGAUCACGUGGCCAGAUGGGUGGAAGAACUACGUGCCCACGCCGACAGUUCCAUCGCCAUCAUGCUCAUUGGGAACAAAGCUGAUCUAGUGGACCUCAGAGCCGUUCCAACUGAAGACGCUGUUGAGUUCGCAGAGGAUCAGGGCCUAUUCUUCGCCGAGACGUCCGCUCUUAGCGGUGACAAUGUGGAUAAAGCUUUUUUCAAGCUGCUGGGUGAGAUUUACGGUGUGCUUUGUAAAAAAUCCUUGGAAUGUGGAAAUGGAAAACUCAACGGUGCUGAUCACGCCACCGCGUUGAAAGGAUCUAAGAUUGAGGUCAUCGCUGGUCCUGAUUUAGAAAUAAGUGAGAUGAAAAAAUUAUCUACCUGCUCUUGCUGAUCUUCUUUUCAUUUAAGGUAAUGUUUGCUUUAUUAACCUUAUUUUAUUUUAUAUUUUCUUUUGUGCUCUUGGGUUGUUUUUACAUUUAAAUCAUAUGGCAUAUUAUAUUUAUGAAUAUAAAUAUAUGGAAAUAGUUAUGGUUUAGGGAUACUGUCUUUGAGUCCUUUUUUUUGGUUUGAUAUGGCCAGUUCUAGUUGCUGGGGUGCAGACCUGCGCUAGGCUCCAUGCCUGAUUGUUCUUGCUUAUUCUUCAUUGUAAUGAAAUUAUAACUGAAACUUUAAUUGAGGUACAAAGCUGUUGGACUAGUUCAGCUAA